Vespa velutina is the source of this 2496-nucleotide messenger RNA. RefSeq names its product UNC93-like protein MFSD11. The transcript has 2 exons. The coding region runs from base 186 to 1571 and encodes 461 amino acids. Lineage: Eukaryota; Metazoa; Arthropoda; Insecta; Hymenoptera; Vespidae. The record is from RefSeq and is a predicted model, not a curated record.
GCAACAUGCUGCGCUGUAAAUCGUCACAAGUUUCUCAUUUCAUUGAUGUUGUGACCAUCUGUCUAUUGGACGAUCUUCUUUUUGGUGUAAUUUAAUUGUUUCGGACAGGAGUAAAACGUGAACGUUAAAAAUAUUUGUAGUAAUUAACGUUAUCGAUACAAUAAAGAUAUUUUAACUUAAUAACUAUGGCAAUCGACAAAAGUUUUAUAAAUGUUGUGGUCUUAAGUUUUGGUUUCAUGAUGGUGUUUGCGGCCUUUCAAACCAUGAGUAAUAUCGAGAAUACCGUUCUAACAAGUAUACACAAUGAAGAUACUAAUUUCAACGCUAAUGCAUAUACUAGUCUGGCGAUUCUGUACGCUGUGUUCGCAACUUGCAAUUGGCUAGCACCAUCGUACAUUUUAUUGACCGGCCCAAGAAUCGCCAUAGUCACUGGUUGCUGCUGUUACGUUCUUUUUAUAGCGUCCUUUCUAUGGCCGCAUCCGGCCUUUCUCUACACUGCGUCAGCGAUUCUCGGAGUUGGUGCAGCUUUUAUAUGGACUGGACAUGGUCAAUAUCUUACCGAAAACAGCGAUAAUGAAACAAUGUCAAGAAACGCUGGGAUCUUUUGGGCGAUAUUUCAAUCAUCUCUUUUCAUCGGCAAUCUUUUCGUUUAUUUCAUGUUUAAUAGUGAACAUAUUGAAAAAUCAGUACGACGGACCGUCUUCAUUGUACUCAUUGGCUUAGCACUUUUUGGCACAAUAAUUUUAGCAGUAUUGAGGAAACCAUCUCAGAGAUUAGCUCUGGGAGAAGCCGAAGGAGUAUCCAGCGCUGAUAAGGAACUUCAUAUACCCGAGCCAGCGAAAGAGAAACCUCUUUUAGCCGCUUGGUACGCUUUGAGAGACGCAUUUUCUCUUUUCCUUACACCAAAGAUGCUUUUUCUAUCUUUUACAUUCAUUUAUACAGGUCUUCAGCUCACUUUCUUUUCCGCUGUAUAUGCUUCUAGUAUAGGUUUCACCAAAGCAAUGGGUGAAUCGCGCAAGAGAUUAAUCGGUUUAUCAGGUAUAUUUGUAGGGAUUGGUGAAGUCGUUGGAGGUACCUUAUUCGGUAUUUUUGCAUCCAAAGUAUCCGAAGCUUGCGGUGGUUCACCUGUUGUUAUUAUUGGUUGCUUCACUCAUCUCUUCGCUUUCAUUAGUAUAUAUUUGAAUUUACCAAAUUCAGCAUCUUUCAUAGAUACAGAUGAAAAGAGUUUCAUUGAGCCCUCUUCUGUCCUCGCUAUGGCGGGAAGUCUCGCCUUGGGUUUUGGCGACGCUUGCUUCAAUACUCAGGUUUAUUCCUUACUAGGAAUUCUUUUUGCAGUAGAGAGUGCAUCAGCGUUUGCGCUCUUCAAAUUCUGUCAAUCGGUAGCCGCGGCAGUUAGCUUUGCCUAUAGUAGUAAAACUGGUCUACAUGUUCAAUUAUUAAUACUAGUCAUUUCGAUUAUUAUUGGAACAACAACGUUCGUUUCAGUUGAACGAAAAAUGCGAAAUUCUCAAAGCCAAAAUCAACCGGACAUCGAUCCAGCACUUGUCGAAGGACAAAGUAUAGCAGAUUGAAAUAAUUCUGUUUUGUAAAAAGAUUUGAUAAAUUCUAAGAGAGUUAUGGCAAGGUGUAAUUCAACAAUCGGUGUAUCAUAUUCAAAUUUAACAAUCGAAUUCUUUAUUACGAUAUACAUGUGAUCAUUGUUUGAACACACAAAUCUUGAAAUUAAUUAGAACUUCGACAAUAAUCUAUUUGUUAUAGUAUUGAAUCAACAAUAGAUGUAUCGAUGAAGUUAUUAUAUUCGUAAGUAGUGCUGAGUUUUCUCUUUCUUAUUUUGUCAGUUGAUUUUUAUACUAUUAUAAGUAUUAAAACUUAAAAUAAGUGAAAGAUAACGCAUAACACACAUGUGUUAUGCGUUACAUGGCGCACACAUAUGCAUACAUAUAUGUAUUACGUAUACAUUAUGUGUAGUUUAUGAUUCGUAAAUUUGAAUUUUCUAAAAUCGUAUAAUUUAUACAAAUAUUUGAAAGAUAUUAUAAAUUCGAACGAUUAGAUGUUAUUAAAUAUUAUUAAAAUAAUUAUAUCGAUUGUUAUUAAUAGAAAAUGAUAAAUGUUCUAGAUGUAAGUUUUUAAUCUGAUUAAGUAAUGUAAUUUUCUACAAAGAAAAGACUGUAACAGAGUGAUCGUCAUUUAUAUAUAUAUAUAUAUAUAUAUAUAUAUAUGGUUAACUUCCAUAGAACGUUCAGACCAAUGUUCUACAAAGAGAAUCGAAAGGAAUUAUAUAAAUUUGAUUUUCUUUGUAGAAAAACAUUUAUGCAUUCGGUUAUGUACCUGACGAUGAGAAAGACUUCUAUGAUAUCUUUAUCAAGCAUUUAUAAGAUAACGAUAGAAUUACAGUCUGUCCAAAGAGUCGAUUCAGCAAAGAUAAACGAAUGUACGUAAUUGGGACAAGGCAUAUCCACAACUUUCAGAUACUGGUAACACUUUCGGAACAGAAAA